AUUUCUGUUCCCGGAACCUUCCUCCGGACAGAAACAAAGUAACUCCGACCGGCUUCUUCCGGGUCCAUUAAAUCAAUAAUUCAAUAUAAAAACCAGGCAAAUCUCCUGUUAUCAAUCCCCACACAAUAACAGCGGAUCAUCUAAAAAGAUUUGUGAUAAUGGCUAAAGUCUUGGACUCCAACAGCACGAAGCCGGUCGAAAUCCCGCAAAUAUCGUCGGUUUUCGACCCCGGAAACUUGAGUAUAACAAGCUUCAAGGUGGAAAAUCCAUCAACUGCAAAUGGGAAAACCAAGCCGCUGUUUAUCGUUGCACCAACUGAAGAAGGGAGCUUCCCGGUCCUCCUCUUCCUUCAUGGCUAUAUGUGCGCUAAUACCGUCUACACUCAGCUCCUUCAGCACAUUGCUUCCCAUGGCUUCGUCAUUGUUGCUCCUCAGUUGUACACCAGCAUGUUCACGAAGCUAGCUCAAGAAAUCGCCGACGUAGCCGCAGUCACAAGCUGGAUGUCAACGGAGCUUCAGUCCGUCCUCCCGGAAGCCGUCAAGAUCGACCUCACGAAAGUCGGUCUGGUAGGCCACUCCCGCGGCGGAAACGCCGCAUUCUGCCUGGCGCUCGGAAAAGCCGAAUCCUCACUCCAUUUCUCCGCGCUAAUGGGAAUAGACCCGACCGCCGGAUACAACACGCUGUUCCGGACCAAACCGAAUAUCCUCAACUACAUUCCCCGAUCAUUCGACUUAGAAAUCCCGGUCGGCGUGAUCGGGACGGGGUUGGGAAGCCAGCAGAAGAACUUCCUGAUGCCGCCAUGCGCCCCGGAGGGAGUCAACCACGCCGAGUUCUUCAACGAGUGCAAGCCGCCAUGUUGCUACUUCCUGGCUAAGGAGUACGGCCACAUGAGCAUCUUGGACGACGGCGCGGCGAAGGUCGGGGCUUGUUUUUGCAAAGGCGGAUCUCAGCCCAAGUAUUUGAUGAGGAAAGGUGUUGGUGGAAUUGUGGUGGCGUUCAUGAAGGCUUAUUUGAAAGUGGAUGAAGCUGAUUUAGUAAGUGUUACUAAUAAUCCUAAGGCGGCGCCAAUAACUCUUGACCCCAUUAUCUAUAUUCCGGCUUGAAAGUCAACUUUGAAGAGAUGCAAAUCUAUGGUGGAGAAGAUCGACAUUUAAAUUGGAGGAGAGAAUAAGAUGAACAUGGAUUAAUAUAUGUUGGGUGGUUCAUGCAUGCCAUUUUUACUUUACUUUUUCGAAGUUUAAUUAAUUUCGUAUGAUUGUGAAAUGUGUAAGCGUUGAGUUUUGCUAGUAUUUUCUCUUGUAUGGAUUAUUAUUAUUAAUUAUAUGAUUUAUGUAAUGCAACUUCAAUUUUUAAUUAUUAAUAAGGGUUUAUGCACUGAUGAAGUUUUAUAUAGAGAUUUUUG
Oldenlandia corymbosa var. corymbosa is the source of this 1402-nucleotide messenger RNA. Lineage: Eukaryota; Viridiplantae; Streptophyta; Magnoliopsida; Gentianales; Rubiaceae. The record is from the annotation of a GenBank genome assembly.